CCAAACCACACACAAAUACAUGCAUUUAGGUAUCUUUUUCUUAGUUUUUUUCUUUUCAAAUAUCUUUAAUCAUACCUAAUCUUCUUUAUUAUUCCCAACAUUUGAUUUGAUAUAUGUAUUUUCAAAAAGAUAUAAUAUGUUUUUCUUUUCGAUAAUUUUUCUAUUGAUCUUAAAUAUGAAUCAAAUUUCACUUGAGACAACAAUUUUGUAACGCAUCUAAUUUGCCUUAAAUAUCUUUUUUUCAGUUCACAUCAAAACAUUCGAGUAUGUAUUGUCAGCCUAUUGUUUUUUUGUUUUUUUUUUGCUUAAAAUGUGGCCUAUUGGUUAAUUUUAAACUCAAAAUUAAAAGAAUCUCUUUUUAGAGUAUUUUAAAAAGAAUUAGGAUCAAGACAUAAUCAUGAUGACAUGACCCACAAUUCCAAUUACACAUAAACUAGAACUCUUUUUUAUCAACGUUAACAGACAUCUCAUUCAAAAUUCUGUCUAUAAUGCGACUUAACAUUCAACAUGAAAAACACAAACAGAGCAGAAACAGAAACAGAAACAGAAAAAGAUAAGAAAAAACAGAACAAACAAACACAAAACCAAACAAGAGAAUCAAGAAUCUGCAGACCUUUGUGUUGCAGCAACAAACCGAGACUCAGCAUUUCGUCUUCUUCUUCUUCUUCUUCGGUGGAAUUAGACAGGCAUUCUAAUUUCUCAGACCAGCACUGUUCGCUCUCUAGCCUAACACACUACAUGGUUCAGGAGAAGCUAGAGCAGAUGAUCAGAGAGACACAAGAAGCCACACACCAAGAGAAGUUAAGAGAACAAAUGAUGAGGAGGAGGAGAAGAAGAAGCAAGAGUAGCAUCAGUAACACUAAGUUCAUAGUGAUGAUGGCAAUGGAGAAAUGUUCUUAUGAUCCAAGAGAGGAUUUCAGAGAGUCCAUGGUCGAGAUGAUUGUUGCAAACAAGAUCAGAGAAGCAGAUGAACUUAGAAGCCUCUUGGAGUACUAUCUAUCAAUGAAUCCUCGCGAAUAUCGGUCUGCCAUUCUCGAGAUCUUCUACGAGGUUUGUGCUGAUUUGUUCUUGUGUUCGUAACUAAAAGAGUACAAAGAUCACUUGUUUCUUUCAGUUGUUUGUGUAAGAAGAUACAUCGGUUUUGUAACGAACCGGUUUUCUAAGUAAUAAAUA
Molecule: messenger RNA, 1173 nt
Organism: Brassica napus (rape)
Lineage: Eukaryota; Viridiplantae; Streptophyta; Magnoliopsida; Brassicales; Brassicaceae
Product: probable transcription repressor OFP9
Exons: 1
Coding region: 508-1080 (190 amino acids)
Biological process (GO): negative regulation of DNA-templated transcription
Source: RefSeq, a predicted model, not a curated record